UAGUAUCAAAAACCGACAGCGGACAAAUCUUUAAAUAUAUUUUUUCUGAGGAACAAUAAUUAUGAACGUUUUUACUAAAAUGUUCAACUAUACUUACUAGUGCUCGCAAAUCUCGCACUACUGUCAUCUGUUGAGGCCGGUGGGCCCUGUUUACUGUUAGUAAAUGUUUUUAAUCAAAUCCACUGCGGAGACGUUUUCAUACGUAGCGGAAUUGAGCCGUUCGUGAUAUUCGAUUGACCAUGCGUUUAUACUGCAGGUUGGUCGGCUGCACGAUGCGCGUACCAAACUAUGUUUUCUGGAAAGCUGAUGUGCCCUACUACUGUCGACGUCAUGACACUGCGGAGCCACGGUUUCUGGCUGAAAUGUUGGCGGACAGACCUAGCCAUUGUAUCAAGAAAAAAGCUGAUGAUAUGUUUUGCUCCCAGACGUUGUUUCAAUGUUACUAUCCCGUUGAGAGCGUCAAGAAAUUAUUACGAUGUACUGGGCGUUCCGAGAGAUGCCAAUUCCAAGCAAAUCAAAGAUGCUUAUUACAAAUUGGCAAUGAAACACCACCCCGAUAAAAAUCAAGGAGUACUUACUAAGCAGUUUAGAGACAUCAAAGAGGCAUACGAUAUAUUGAGCAAUGAAUCUAGUCGGACGAAGUACAAUAACAGCAUGGGUACAGGUUCUUCAAAUAAUAAUUAUAGAAAUCAGAAUAGUAGUACAUCUAGUGAUUGGACAUCCAAUUCUUUUUAUGGUCGUUAUAACACAAAUUAUGAAUAUACAUCUAAUAAUAAAAACUGGUCAAGAACUGAGUACAAUUAUACAAGAAACAGACACGCUGGAGGCUUUGAUUCACUUAAACCUUUUAAUGUAUUUAUAAACGUAAUUACAGUACCCAAGACUAUUGUAAAAACUCAAAUUGAUUUAAUGUUAUUGAGUUUUAUCAAAAACCGUACAUUAAAAUGGAUUUUGUUUCAUUUAUUUCAAUAUCUAUGGACAUGGGGAUUGAAUAAUUUGAAUUAUAAUGUGCUGAUAUCAUCGUCAUCACCUAACAGUGCAUUAGGAGAGUUCAUCAGGAGUUUGCUCGAAAACCGAACGAUAAGAAUCGAACUAACGGAAUUAGAAGCAAUAAAGGGUAAAGCAGUCAGAGUGAAUGUUAGUGAAAAUGAAAAAGUGCUCGUGGUCAAUAUACCUAAGGGAGUACAAAGAGGUCAAUCAUUCUACUUGUUUUACCUGGUUGACAACGAUAAUAAUGCCAAAUUUAAAGGCUAAAUUUUGUUACCAUUUUACUGUUUAUUAAUUUUUAUAUAUUAAAAAGUAUUAAUCUACAAAA
Messenger RNA from Rhopalosiphum maidis (corn leaf aphid), 1315 nucleotides. RefSeq names its product dnaJ-like protein MG002 homolog. Gene Ontology annotation, molecular function: protein-folding chaperone binding; misfolded protein binding. Lineage: Eukaryota; Metazoa; Arthropoda; Insecta; Hemiptera; Aphididae. The coding region runs from base 289 to 1254 and encodes 321 amino acids. Gene Ontology annotation, cellular component: endoplasmic reticulum. The transcript has 3 exons. The record is from RefSeq and is a predicted model, not a curated record.